UGCUGCCCGUCCGGAUACCAGCACAACGGGGUGGACUGCGUGACCUGCGUGCCGCCGGACCUCUACUACAACCCGCGCACCCAGAAGUGCGAGAAGCCCUCGUGCCCAGACGGGCAGGUGUUCUUCUGGUCGCUGAACGGCUGCGACCACACCGACCGCUGCCGGCCGUGGGGCUACUACAACGGGCGCGACUGUGCGCCCAACCCGUACUGCCCGGAGGACCUGUACUGGAAUCCGUUUGAGCUGAAGUGCUCCCCAACCCCGUGCCAGCACGGCCAGGUGUACAUGGUGGAGCGCGACAAGUGCGAGGAGAAGGCUUUCUGCGACCCGGACGAGAACCAGGUCUACCUGCCCUUCGAGAACCGCUGCGAGCAAUGUCGCCCGGACGAGUACCCAAGCCCGACGGGCUGUCGGCUGCGGCCCGGCUGCGUGAACCCGGAGUACUACUACCAGGGCCCCGAGAAAGGCUGCGCCCCCUGCGCCGAGCCCAACACCUUCUGGAACGGCAAGGAGUGCGAGAAGAUGCCCGACUGUCCGCCGGGCGAGCACCGCGUCGGCCGCGUCUGUGUGCCCAACAACUGCGACAUCGGCUGGUACUGGGAUAAAAAAAAGACCGCCUGCCAGCCCGUCAAGCCCUGUGAGCUCGGGUGGAUUUUUGACGGCGUCGAGGACUGCAUGCCCAUCAAGUACCCCCCCGAGGGUGGCCCCAUCUGCUACGUCAAGUGUGAUCGC
Messenger RNA from Aspergillus japonicus CBS 114.51, 732 nucleotides. RefSeq lists its product as uncharacterized. The annotation marks the transcript as partial. NCBI's taxonomy places the organism in Eukaryota, Fungi, Ascomycota, Eurotiomycetes, Eurotiales, Aspergillaceae. The transcript has a single exon. The record is from RefSeq and is a predicted model, not a curated record.